This is a messenger RNA of Podarcis lilfordi (Lilford's wall lizard), 10130 nucleotides long. NCBI's taxonomy places the organism in Eukaryota, Metazoa, Chordata, Lepidosauria, Squamata, Lacertidae. The record is from the annotation of a GenBank genome assembly.
CUCCGAUUGGCUGCAAAGCAAGGGGCCGGUCUUAAAGGCAUAGCUGCGGUUUGCAAAACGAGUAUUUAACCUCCGAACCUAACAGGCAUUUAGCAGCGGAAGCGUUUCGGAUUUAUUUUUUUUUGUUGCAAUCAGGCGCGCCAAUUUCUAAAGCUGGAGAGACAGAAAGGACGCUAUUAAGAGGAAGGAAAGUUGGACAGUCGCGUAUCUGUGCCACCAAGGCACCAAUUUUACAGGUACAGGUGGGUUCUAUUCCCUCCCCAUGGUCUUUAACUUUUGAUGGGCUUUUAUGUAAUACAUGUAUAACUUUCUCUUACCUUCUGGGAGCAAAAAGCAGCGCUCAUUGUUCUCCCUCCCCCCCCCCCCGAUUUAAUACUCAACAACACCCCUGCGAGGUAGGUUAGGCUAGGUAUCUUCAACUUUUUCAGACCCAGGAGGACCCCCUUGUAGCCCAGGCAUGCACGUGGGGAACCGUUUCUUAAUCAUUUACCAUGUAUUUUCACGGUGGUAAUGCUCCUGUUGCAAGCUAUCUUGGAUCAAGCUGUGACCCAUCACUUGAAGACUAGUGGGCUGAGAUAAAGAGAAAGAACGGCCUUUUGAUAGCAGAACUGGGAUCUGAGCCUUGAUUAUUUUUUUUUCAGUCCUGGAGUGAUGGAGGCACUGCCAAUCAAAUCGAAAAAUACAUAGGAAGCUACCUUAUACUCAGACCACUAAUUCAUGUAGCUCAGUAUUGUCUACACUGACUAACAGCAACUCUCCAGAAUUUCAGGCAUGGAACCUUCCCAGCCCUACCUGGAAAUGCCAGGGACUGAACCUGGAACCUCCUGCAUGCAUAGCAGAGAGGCUCUGUCACUAAGCUCCAGUCCUUCCCCAAGUCUGACCUCUCUUGUUGCGCUUCAUAUAAUGAAUCAUAGAAUUGUAGAGUUGAAAAGGACCAUUAGGGUCAUCUAGUCCAACCCCCUGUAAUACAGGAAUCCUUUGCCCAACGUGGGACUCAACCCCAUGGCCCUAAGAUUAAGAGCAGGCAUAGGCAAACUCAGCCCUCCAGAUGUUUUGGGACUACAACUCCCAUCAUCCCUGACCACUGGUCCUGUUAGCUAGGGAUCAUGGGAGUUGUAGUCCCAAAACAUCUGGAGGGCCGAGUUUGCUUAUGCCUGAUUAAGAGUCUCAUGUUUUACCGACUGAGCUGUUGAUGCAAGAGCAUAUUUCCUGCUUUGCUUUCUCUUAAGAUUCUUCCUCUUCUUCUAGGCAGCUGGAUAAAUGCCUCCGAAAGGGAAGAAAAGAGGCCGAGCAGCCUUGACAGGUCAGUGGGGGAGUCAGGCUCAACCAAUAUUAUCCAGAGUUCAGUUUACUUAAAAAAAGUAAAAACUAUUGAUAAAGAAAGAGCCAACUUGGGCUGCAUCUUUUGUGUGCUGCUCUUUUUUUGGCUAUACACACUAAGGGAUGUUGAAAUGUGAGCUACUCAGCACCUGUAGUUAAAAGAUUUAUAUCAGGAAUAGGGAACCUGUGGCCCACCAGAGGUCGCUGGACUGCAACUCCCAUCAUUCCUGACCAUCAACUAUGUUGGCUGAUGGGAGUUGUAGCCCAGCAACAUAGAGAGGACCACAAGUGUCCUCUCCCCCACUGAAUGAUGGAUUUGAUAGUUGGCCUAUUUCUCUGACCUCUCUCCUGCCCAAUAUGUCUGGUUUCACUCAUCCCUGGUCUCUCUCCCCCCCAAAACGCCCUCUCGCCUCUCUGAUCCAGCAGCCUUGCAAAUAAGGCUGCAAAGUUACUAGCCUGCCAAGCAAGUUUAGUAGGUGCUAGCAGCUUGCAGAGGACAAGCAAUGGAUAGAUCUCUCUCUCUAGCACCCUGUUUCAUUAGCAUUGUGAGUCAGGAGGAAAAGGUCUCUCUUCCAGAUAUACCUGGGAAAAACAGAGAUUGAGCCUCGGACCAUUUACAUGCAGCCCCUCCCUUAUAAGAAGCUGCCUUAUACCAAGUCUGAGCAUUGGUCCAUCAAGCUCAGUAUUGCCCACACUGGCUGGCAGUGGCUCUCUGGGGUUUCAGGCCAGGGGUCUCUCUCAGCCCUACGUGGAGAUGCUGGGGACUGAACCUGGAACCUUCUGCACACAAGGCAGAUGGUCUACCACUGAGCUAUAGGGCCCUUCCUCUUCACUUGCCUCCCAGGUCUGUGGCUAAAACCCCUGCCCUGAGCAUUUGGAAUGUUCCUAUGUAUUUCAUGACCUCACAGCAGCACAGCCAAUGACAAAUGAGUCUAGCAAGUAGCAAGCAAGCAGCUGCUGGUAAAUGUGCUGUGUCUGAGCACAAACAGAAGAAAUCAGCAGAAGCCUCCAGCAGGCAAACCACAAUAUCUAGAGAUGGACAUUGUGCGUCCAUUUCCUCCCAGUUACUUAUGAAUCAUUUUCCAAAGUGACUUUGUUUAAUAGAUUAGCUGAAGCCCACCAAGCUGACAUGAUUCUUUGCUCCCCUUCCCACUUUCCUCAUGUCCUUUCAAAAUUCAUCUUCCAAAUACCCGUGGUAUGCCCUCUGAAUUCUUUGGAUCCUUCAAGCUCCAAAAGAACCUGAUUUUAAAGAGGCCAGAUCUGAACUGCAGGGGGAGAGCAAGAGACCCAGAUCGCAGAGAGUCGAGAUGAAAAGCCUUGCAACCGGAAAUAUUGCGGAAACCUCCAAGGUAGAAGCCCAUGCUGAGCAGGACAGAAACAAGAGAGCCCACACCCAUUGGCUAAUGAAAUCUGAACCCGAGAGCAGGUUCGAGAAGGGUGUAGAUGUGAAGGUAAGCAAGCCGCCAUCUAUGGGAGACGUGUGCAUUUCGCUCUCGCUUUUAUUAUUAUCAUUAAUAGUUUUAUGUACAUACAUAACAAUCCCAAAGAAAAAAUAAAAACAAAAGGUUCUCUCGAAGCUUCAGACUACCCUCCCUCCCUGGGUUCCAUUUUUAAAAUUUAUUCCUGCAUCUUUUACUGUAAUCUAUCUAUUAUAUAGGGGACGCGGGUGGCGCUGUGGGUAAAGCCUCAGCGCCUAGGACUUGCUGAUCGUCAGGUCGGCGGUUUGAAUCCCCGCGGCGGGGUGCGCUCCCGUCGUUCGGUCCCAGCGCCUGCCAACCUAGCAGUUCGAAAGCACCCCUAAGUGCAAGUAGAUAAAUAGGGACCGCUUACUAGCGGGAAGGUAAACGGCGUUUCUGUGUGCUGUGCUGGCUCGCCAGAUGCAGCUUGUCACGCUGGCCACGUGACCCAGAAGUGUCUUCGGACAGCGCUGGCCCCUGGCCUCUUAAGUGAGAUGGGCGCACAACCCCAGAGUCGGACACAACUGGCCCAUACGGGCAGGGGUACCUUUACCUUUACCUUUACCUAUCUAUUAUAUGUCCAGAGUAUCUAAAGUUCAUGUUACUUUACAAGAGUUAUUGUAUUCCUGCUAAUGAUUUCAACUGCUUAUAGUGGUCCCUAAGAUAGGUUAUAAAAUUAUUCAGUCCUUACUAAAAAUUUGGUCUUCCUGAUUUCUGAUCUCUCCCAUCAUUUUUGCCCUUUCGGCAUAGUUCGUCAACUUGGUCUGCCAUUCUUCUCUGAUCGGGACUUUAGCUUCUUUCUGUUUCUGGGCUAAGAGCAUCCAUGCUGCUGUCGUCAUGUACAUAAACAGUCUUUUUUUCUCUUUUGGUAAUUCUGCACCUACAAUUCCUAACAAAGCUUCUGGGUUGUUUUUUUAAACAAAAGUUACCUUAAACAGUUUUUUUUUUAAAAAAAUUCAUUAUAUAUCAUUUCCCAGAACUCUUUUUUUUUUUUUUUAAAGCAAUUUAUUGGGUUUUACAAUAAAAAUAAACAUAAUAAACAAUAUAACAUUUGUCUUAACAUAGUUUCACAUUUUCUUUGGACUUCCUCACAUCCCCCGCUCCCACUUUCAUCGUUAUAACAUUUUGUCAGCAAUUUAUCAUCUUAUUUAAAUUCUUAUAUCUCUUCAAUGUUUCAUAAUCUUAUGGUUCUCAUAAAGAGUUAAACUUUCACAGUCUUACUUGUUUUCUUAAAAAACUUCUAAGUUAAGUGGUGCUCAGUUAUUUAGUCUAGCAUCUUAUUUAGCAUUCACUCAAAUCACAAUAUUUUUGUAGAUAGUUCUUAAAUUUCUUCCAAUCCUCCUCGAUUCUCUCUUCUCCCAGGUCACGGAUUCUGCCAGUCAUUUCAGCCAGUUCCAUGUAGUCUAUCAGUUGCAUCUGCCAUUCUUCCAGUGUGGGUAAAUCUUGAGUUUUCCAGUGUUUUGCAAGAAGUAUCCUUGCUGCUGUUGUUGCAUACAUAACACAGCGCGGGUCCUUCUUUGCCACCCCUUGGCUGACAAUACCCAGAAGGAAAGCCUCUGGUUUCUUGGUAAAGGUAUAUUUAAAUACCUUUUUCAAUUCAUUAUAAAUCAUUUCCCAGAACGCCUUCACUUUAGGGCAGGUCCACCAGAGGUGGAAGAACGUUCCCUCACACUCUUUACAUUUCCAACACUUGUUAUCAGACAGGUGGUAAAUUUUUGCAAGUUUAACUGGGGUCAUAUACCAUCUAUAAAUCAUUUUCAUUACAUUUUCUUUCAGAGCGUUACAUGCAGUAAAUUUCAAUCCAUUACUCCACAACUUUUCCCAGUCCUCAAACAUAAUAUUAUACCCAAUGUCCUGUGCCCACCUUAUCAUAGCCGAUUUAACCAUUUCAUCUUGUGUAUUCCAUUCCAACAGCAAGUUAUACAUCCUUGAAAGUACCUUAGUCUUUGGUUCUAACAAUUCUGUUUCUAAUUUCGAUUUCUCCACCUGGAACCCUAGUUUCUUAUCAUUUUUAAAAACUUCUUUAAUCUGAGCGUAAUGUAACCAAUCUCGCACUUUGUCUUUCAUUUUCUCCAAACUCUGCAAUUUCCAAUUGUCUCCAUCUUUUCUAGUAUUUCCCAAUAUUUUGGCCAUUUAGCCUCCAUAUUGGGUCUUUUUCGGGCCUUAGCUUCCAAAGGUGAAAGCCACCUUGGUGUUUUAUUUUCCAGCAAGUCUUUAUAUUUUGUCCAGACAUUAUUUCCCAGAACUCUUUUACCACCCCACAUGUCCACCACAUAUGGUAAAAGGUGCCUUAUUUCUUUUUGCAUUUCCAACACACAUUUGAAGCAGUUCUAUACAUUUUUGCUAGUUUAUUAGGUGUUAGAUACCAGCGGUACAUCAUUUUCAAAUAAUUUUCUUUCCGUGUAUAAAAGGUAAAGGUAAAGGACCCCUGAUGGUUAUGUUGAGUCGCAGACGACUCUGGGGUUGCGGUGCUCAUCUCGCUUUACAGGCCAAGGGAGCCGGCGUUUGUCUGCAGACAGUUUUCCAGGGCAUGUGGCCAGCAUGACUAAGCUGCUUCUGGCGAGACCAGAGCAGCACAUGGAAAUGCCAUUUACCUUCCCGCUGGAGCAGUACCUAUUUAUCUACUCGCAUUGGUAUACUUUUGAACUGCUAGGUUGGCAGGAGCUGGGACCGAGCAAUGGGAGCUCACCCCGUCGCGGGGAUUCGAACCACCGACUUUCUGAUCGGCAAGCCCAAGAGGCUUAGUGGUUUAGACCACAGCGCCACCCACAUCCCUAUUUUCAAUGUAUAGUAAGCUGUAAAUUUUAAAUCUUCUUUCCAUAACUUUUCCCAUAAUAAAAGCUGUAUAUUAUAACCAAAAUAUAUUGCCUAGUGUAACAUUACAGAUUCACUCUCUGUCUGUCUGUCUCUCCAUCUGCACGCUCUACUCACCAACCCCACCAACCCCUUUGCUCCUCACACCUGACCAACCUCCCCUUCCUUUAUAUCUCGCCCACCCCCAGAAAUCACCCCAAGCCCCUCAUGCCUCACUUAGGGCAGACCAAACCUUUCAAAACUGCACAGAUCUUUUUUUUGGGAGGGGGGGUGUCUUAAAAUUACCAAGCAACACCAGGUAUAAACAAGGCUGCCAGUAAUAAAUGAAAUGCUGAACUUUUCUUUUCUUUUUUAAAGGCGCAAUUAGGCAUUUUGGGUAAUGUAUGUUUAUUUUAUUUUAUUAUCCAGUUUGGCAUUGAAGAUUUAAAAGCUCAACCCAAUCAGACAGCAUGCUGGGACGGAGUCAGGAAUUACCAGGUAAGUAAAGUCAACUGUAGCAAUGGCAUUGAUCAAUAAAUUUAUUCUCACAAAAAAAAAAAGUAGGUUUCUGAGCAGCAAAUAGCUAUUCUGGAUGGAUGUGAUAUUGCGUAGAUUCUAAUCAACUUACCUUCCAAUCAAAGUUGACAGUGGGAGAACACAGAUAUGCUUUGGCACUUUAAAGUUCUGCUGUCCAUUUCCACCUUUUAUUUUUGCCUGUGCUGUUGAUAUUUAAGACAAGUUGAGUUGCAAAUUCAACCCAUCGUUUCUAGCAUUAGUGAGAAUGAGCCUAGGCCGGGAUGUGUUUUUGAACUCUGAUGAUGUUCCGUGCUUGCCUGGAUGGGAUAGGUGAAUGUGUCGAAACUAGUCAAGCAAAGAAAGGUAAAAUCCAUGUAUUUUGCUCUGCCCCCUCUGGUCUCUGGCCCCACCCACCACUGGCAUGUGGCCCCUGGAAGGUUUCCCAGAAGAGAAUGCGGCCCUUGGACUGAAAACGGUUCCUCUUCUCUGGGUUAGCACGACGUCUGGAUUGAUGAGUAAUGGUUUAUAAUCAGCUAGCAAACCAGAACCAGAAACCAUGGUUUGUUAUCCAUUGUUGGCUAUAACUAUGGUUUGGUGCAAUGUUUGAACUGACAGAUCACAGUCCACCUCUUGCUUUGCCAGCUCCCUGGAGACCAGGGUGCUGAGGAGGUCCUGUGGAAAAGGAAAGCGAUCAAAUAGUUCUAAAACUAUGGUUUGCCUGUCUGUGAGUUCUGGCUCCCUGCAUCGAGUUCUAAACAAGGGUUAGCACAAUCCAUGGCUUAAUAUAACUGAACUGAACUUUGAGUCCCCUGCUUACCUCACAUCCUCUCCUUCAAAAUAUGAGGCAUGGUGGCUAUAGUGCUAAUUACCUGCAAGGAGAUAUGGAUUAUCUGUAGCCCUUCUGUCUGGUGGUGUCAGUAAGAUGGUCCCUGCUCUUCUGUUUUGGCAGGCACGGAAUUUCCUGAAGGAUAUGAAAGCUGGCCAGGAAGCCUUCUUCUACCACAGCAACUGUAAAGAGCCCGGGAUUGCUGGCAUUAUCAAGGUGAGAGGUACCAGGGCUGCUUGGCAGGGGUUGGACUCGAUGGCCCUUGUGGUCUCUUCCAACUCUAUGAUUCUAUGGUUCACAACUGUGUGAAAUAACAAUAUUAAAACCCAUUUAAAACAAAUUAGUUUCAGGAAUAGGGGUGGCUCCCAAAAAUAGACAUAUAUCUUAGGUGUCAAAGAGAAGUGCAUCUUCAGUGUGCAGUUCCUAACACCCUAGAGGGUCUGCAGGGAAGGAGAUGGUCUUCCAGCUAUUUGGGGCCUAAGUCCUGUUGUUACAGAGGAGAGCUGGAAGUUCUGAUAUGGAACAUACAGUUGGCAAAUUGCCUCAAAUUGCAGUCUUUUUCAGUUGAGUGGGUCGCACAUUUGGAUCUGAGUGUCAAGUCACAAAUGAUGAUGACUAUCUCAAAGCAGUGUCUACUCUGCGGUUAUUCUCAGUUUGCGAGUCAUCCUCUGGUUGUGCUUCUCUCCCGAAUUCUAGAUAGUGAAGGAGGCGUAUCCUGAUCACACCCAGUUUGAAAAGAAAGAUCCUCACUACGAUGCUUCCAGCACCAAAGAGAAACCCAAAUGGUUCAUGGUAAGAUUGCUGUUGCUUGGCAAAUGGGUUUUCAACAAUCGGCUCUGGUUAGGCACGGCUGGCUCCAAUCUCAUCAUGCGUAUACCAGGGUUAGGGAAAUUCUUUGGCAGAGCAACAGACUUGACUCUUCCUUCUGCACACCAGCCAUGCAGGAGUCAGAGGUUUCCAGACAGAGCACACAGGGCCGUCUUAACCAUAGGUGCCAGGGGUGCAGGGCACCCAGGCACCGGGCUUUCAGGGGCGCCAGGCCAAAAGUCUGGGGCCCAAGAGUUGGCAUCCGGAGAAUAGCCCACCUGUCGGUCGGAGCGCCAUGGCGGGCUCUUCUGCUGUGGGUGGCUCUGCGCUGCAAGUUCAGGGGCAAGCGAGCCAGCAAGACACUGAGGUGGCCAGCUGGCUCUGCCCUCCUGCAUGCCCAGGAUUGGCACAGGACCAUGGAGAAGCCUGUCCAGCGCAUGCUGCUUACACCACGAGGUGCCCAGCUUCUCUCAGAGAUAAGCGUGGUGUCAGCAACCUAAAAAAAGGUUGACAGCUUUGGGGAACCUUUCCUUAAAAAAGGUCAACAACUUUGGGGUUCUCCCCCUAAAGAAAGGUCAACAACUCUGGACAACCAGGGGCGGGGCGCCAGGCAGAUCUUUGCACCACAUAUGCUUAAGAUGGCCCUGAGAGCACAGCUCUCUGUAUCCUCCAUCCAGGCUGGCAAGAGGCAUCGCUUGCAGUCCAAGGACACAUUCCAGCCAGGCAAAAGCAUUUGAGGAGGCUGUGGAACAGGGUCAGGAAGGUUUAGCCUGGGGAGAGGCUUCAGAGGCCUCAUAUGGAGAUACUGCGGGUCACAUUUGACCCUGAGGGGCCCGACAGUUCCCCAUCCCUCGUGUCAAAGAUGGAAGUGGGACAAAUAAUGCUCCUUUUGUUCCUCUUUAAAACAGCCACAAAUGAGUUAUUUUUGUAUAUGUGGGCUUGUAAACAAGGCAAAUGGUGCAUUACAAACUUGUGGGGUUUUUUUGCAAGGCUGAAAAUAAAUCUCCUUCCAUUGCAGUAAGUCUCACAGCUAAGUAUAUCUCGCAAAUGAUAUAUACUAUCAGCCUCCUUUUCUAAAGCAUUAAUUAAUGGAUGCUUUUCUUCCAAAAGAGGGAUGUUUCGAGCAGUCUUCUACUCCUACUCAUUCUGCUUAAUAUUUCACAUCACCCGGCAAGAUGCAGAGACAAAUCCUUCCAUUUCUCUCUGAGCUUCUCUCAUUCAGAGUGUUAAUGACUCUUCACUCACUUUUGAAUAACUAACUGCUCUGCACAGCCGGCAAAGGGGAGGCAGAAUUUUCUUGCAAAGUGCCUCCCAAUACCAGAUAGGACAAUCUUGGCAGCCGCAAUUCUGCAGGUAGAAGAGCAAAAGUUGCAGACCCCAAGGUCCGACUCCCUCCCCUGAUGGAUGCUCCUUCCUUUGUGCUUACAGGUGGACGUCCAGUUUAUGCGAAUGACCAAGCGGUUCAUCCCUCUGGCUGAGCUGAAACUUCACCACCAGACGCACAAAAUCUCUGGAGGGCCCCUGAAAGAUGCGGCUCUUUUCACCAGGCAGAGGCUCUCGGUCCAGCCCCUGACGGAUGGUAAGACUGUUUGCCACUUUGCUAGAUGUUCACCUACACGAUUGCAUCUUCAAAGCAUCACUUGAUGCAAGGGAUGGCAGCUCUUCCCUAUCCUGCCAACCAAAACAACAAUAAUAACCCAAAUCAGGCUGCCCAUUCAGCCAUUGGAGGCUAAAGAUGCAGGAAUGCUUAACUCGUACCCCACCUUAGCUUUACCUGCGUUUUAACUUGCCGGGUGCCCCCGUUUUGGGGAGAGCAUAAGAGCAGCUGUGCUGGAUCAGGCCAGUGGCCCACCUAGUCCAGCAACAUGUUAUUACAGUGGCCAACCUGAUGCCCCAAUGGGAAGCCCCAAAGCAGGACCCAAACACAGGAGCACGUUCCCCUCUUGCAGCUUCCGGCAACCUGGUACUCAGAAGUGUCACAGUCAAACAGGUGGGGCCAUGUCCUUGGCAAAAGACUUUCCUUAUCCCAGGUGCCUCCAGAUGCUGCUGAACUUCAUCUCCCUCCCACCCCCUGCAAUCUGUGGCUGGAGGAGUCCAACAUCUGGAAGGCACCAGGAUGGCUACCCCUGCCUUAUCGCACCUUUCUCUGUUUUCUUUUAAAGAGCAGUUUGCAUUCAUUUUGAGUCUGGAAGAGGAAAAGCACUGAGAGAUGCACCGAAUUGCUAUCGCUUUGGCUGAGCUGCUGCUGCUGCCGCAAAAAAACCCCAAAAACAGUUUGUUCCUGAACAACGGUGUGCUUUAACUGGUUGGAGAGGUGACCUUCGAAAACCACCAGUGCCUGGUUAUAGCUGCAUUUGUUAUCUGCAGCCUUCUGUUUUGUUUGCUUUAAAUUACAUUUUUAAUAUGUGUGC